CUGGCCGCCGCUAGAGGCAGGUUGUCUGUUAGUGCUUUUUCUUUGUUCUGUCUUCCAGCUCUGGUCCACCGCUUCUUUGGGAUUAACUCGCUACUACCUCGCUGGCAAAGUGGAUUCGCACAAGAACCAAUUGGACUCUUGUAUCAGGAUGGCGCUUGCCAGAUUUGGCCAGGGCGGACCGCGAGCCAGCAUUGGGAGCAGGAACAACACGCACCGCUCCUCGUCCAAACCCGCCAAUAGCAGUUGCCCGCUACCGGUGGUGAGCGACUGUUCGCGGGUGGGGUCAAGCAUGGCGGUGUCGAGGGUGCCUAGCCCCCCGCCCCAGGAGCCCAACACUCCAGUAGCAGAGAACUGGUGUUACACUCAGGUUAAAGUCGUAAAAUUUAGUUAUAUGUGGACGAUAAACAACUUCAGCUUCUGCCGGGAAGAGAUGGGAGAAGUUUUAAAAUCUUCUACCUUCUCAGCUGGAGCAAAUGAUAAGCUUAAAUGGUGUUUACGCGUGAAUCCUAAAGGUUUAGACGAAGAGAGUAAAGAUUAUCUGUCACUGUACCUGCUCCUUGUGUCAUGCAACAAGUCAGAAGUCAGGGCUAAGUUCAAAUUUUCAAUUCUUAACGCCAAACGUGAAGAAACUAAAGCCAUGGAAAGCCAAAGAGCCUAUAGGUUUGUGCAAGGAAAGGAUUGGGGAUUCAAAAAAUUCAUCAGGCGAGAUUUCUUACUCGAUGAGGCUAACGGGUUAUUGCCUGAUGAUAAGCUUACAAUAUUUUGUGAGGUGAGCGUUGUCGCUGACAGCGUAAACAUCUCAGGCCAGUCGAACGCCGUACAGUUUAAAGUUCCUGAAUGUCGGCUGCCUGAUGACCUCGGCCAGUUGUUUGAGAUCCAAAAGUUCAGUGAUGUUACCUUAUCAGUCGGCGGUAGAGAAUUCCAAGCACAUAAAGCUGUCCUUGCUGCUCGCAGCCCAGUGUUUGCCGCUAUGUUCGAGCAUGAAAUGGAAGAGAGGAAGCUGAAUAGGGUUGCUAUCACCGAUGUGGAUCAGGAAGUUCUUAAAGAAAUGCUGAGGUUCAUUUACACUGGGAGGGCGACCAAUUUGGAAAGGAUGGCUGAUGAUCUCCUUGCAGCAGCAGACAAGUAUGCUCUUGAGCGGUUGAAAGUAAUGUGCGAAGAAGCACUAUGUACCAACCUGUCUGUAGAAAACGCAGCCGACACACUGAUCCUCGCAGAUCUACACAGUGCCGAACAAUUGAAGGCACAAGCGAUUGACUUUAUUAAUACACAUGCGACCGACGUUAUGGAGACGGGAGGAUGGAAAACAAUGAUCACCUCCCACCCUCACCUGAUCGCCGAGGCAUUUCGAGCCCUCGCGACGCAGCAGAUCCCGCCGAUCGGACCACCACGAAAACGAGUAAAACAGAGCUGAGGCGGAAUAAGGGCGCCUCAUCACUAAGCGACUGUACACUCACCUCUUUCCUAAUCCCCCCCUCUUGUAAAUAGUUUUCUCUCUUCGUUCGCAGCUAGGCCCUCUUGUCGUACAUUUCUUUUCUUGUUCGUUUUAAUUGAUGUACUUUCAUUUUGUAAGAUUAUCGAAUUCGAUUACAGUUCUCUUUUACGCAAUCCAACCGUCGACAAGUACAAUUAGAUUUAAUCGAUGAGGAGAAAACACGUUCGAAUUUGUUGUCGUUGAUAUCUAGUCCUACGCUGAACUUUCAGCCAAUCAAACUCAUUCAAUGCUUAUCGAUAUAUUCAUUCAUCAAUCAUUAUCCAUGUUUUUUUUUAUCGUUAUAUAGUAUAAUUUAUUGUUCGAUAAUGUUAACAUUUUUUGUGAUAGUGGCAACAAAAUGAUUUAAAACUUAAAAAGAAAAAAAAAAAAAAGAUUAAAACGAAACAGGGAUCUUGUGAGUGUAUGGUUCUGAAUUAGCUAUCGUGGUGAGAUAGUGUUCUAGCCUAGUUGAAUACGAACGCAUUGUAACGACUACAAUGGCGUACGUUUGAAACGUUCCUGUUAAUUGAAUCGCCUCAAUGGUAAGAGACUUCUGGCUGAAGACGAUCUGGAAGAGAAUCUGUGAUAUCUCUAUGACGUGAACUGUAGGCCAGUUGCUUCUGCGGAUGGCAUUUAUUGUUAUUUUCAAUGUCGGAUAUUUGUAUAUAAAUAUAUAAAUUGUAUGUAUGUAGGGAAAAAUUGCAUGUAAUGCUAUUGUAUUUUUUUUUAUAUAUAUAUUUUUCAUUUGUCAAUCAUUUUUUUAUUUAUUUUUUUUGCUGAAAUUCGGUCGAGCAGGUCUCUCCAAACAUUUCCCCCCUCUCUUGAGUUAAUUAUGUUUUUUUUUCUCUCACUUUUUAUUCAACCCCAAAUCCUUAUUAAAAGCCCUGGCAUUUCUUAAUACCAAAGUCUUUCAUUUUUGGAAAUAUUUAUUUGUUCGUUUGCAUUAAAAAUAUAUUAUAUAUAUAUUUAAAAAAUAAAAAUAAAAAUGGACAGAAGUUGGCAGCGAGAUGAAGGAGUGAGGUAGCCGAGCGACAUAAACUUCCCCCGAUAUUAAAUGCCAUAAGUGUUCUGUGAUACAGCGCCAGGACCAUUGCGUAUGUGUGCUUUAGUUUAUUUCAUGUGUUCACGAUGUAACAAUAGUUGGGUUGCAUAUAGUCUCGUAAGUAUUUUCAUUGUUAAUCAUUAGCUUUGUUUAGGAGUGCGAAUCGCUAAACGUUUCGAGUUUUUUUUUCUUCUCUAAUUUUACAAAAGAUGGAGAAUAUAUCAAGUACAAGUUAAUAAUUGUUACCUCAUUUAGACAUUCAUGUUUGUAACUAUUAAUUGUAUUAAGAAUAAGGAAAUAUGUUUAAUUUUUAAGGUAUUUUAUUAAUUUAAAAAGAUGUGUAAUGAAAUAGUCCUACCAAACUUGGAACAAACAAGCAAGCAAAAAAAAAAAAAAAAAAAAAGAUAUUAAACAAAAAAAAUAAAAUAAAACACCCGUUAAUUUUUUUUCUUUUAUUUCUUAAAUUGUUAAAUUUCCUCGCCGUAAAAGAAUUUUUGCUUUUUAUAUUAGAAUUGCUUUAUAUUAAUUUAGGUACAAUAAAUUGUAAAAUUGGGACUCAAUAAAAUUACUAAAUUACUGUGUCUGUAAGUGACUGGAGUACUGAGGUAUAAAGAAGUAUCAAGUAUGAAGCAUCUAAUAAGAGCUUAAUUGUAUAACAGUUUCUUCCUUCUUUGAUAUAUUUUCAUUUCAAACUGUUGUCUAUAUUCCAAGGUAUAAAAUAAAAUAAAAACUACUGUGUUUCAUUGAGUAUAAAUUUAUAUAUAAAUUAUUCCCUGCCAUUUUUUAGUUUUUUAAGUGUAAUAACAAUAUCAGCUAUUGUAAUUAACAACUAUUUACACAAGAAAUGGAGCAGUUCACAAUCAUUUUUCCACAAAAGAGAAACAUAUUCAUCAUUAUCUCCUAAAAACUUUCACUUUUUUUAUAUUUGUUGUUAAUUGAAAUAUUGUAAGCUAUUAUAAUAAUAUUGUCCAUGGCAUUACAAAUAUAAAUAUAUAUAUACAGGACUAAAUAUAUCAUCAAUUCAAGCGACAGGAUCGUACAACAGAAAUCAUUUAAAAAAAUAUUCUGUUGCACAUUUAAUUAAUAUUAAUACAAGAUGUUUAUCGUAUAUAAAAGGCACGCCAGAUCUUUCAUGUCCAAAUUUGAAUUCACACUUGCGACGGCGACGAAUCGACUAGUUGGUGAGCGAUAUCAAAGCUUGCACGACAUCUCCUGAAUGUUCUCUCAAUGUCCUUUCAGCAUGGCUUCUACCCACUUCUAGCUCUCGCAC
Messenger RNA from Nezara viridula (southern green stink bug), 3786 nucleotides. Lineage: Eukaryota; Metazoa; Arthropoda; Insecta; Hemiptera; Pentatomidae. The record is from the annotation of a GenBank genome assembly.